Molecule: messenger RNA, 1155 nt
Organism: Micromonas pusilla CCMP1545
Lineage: Eukaryota; Viridiplantae; Chlorophyta; Mamiellophyceae; Mamiellales; Mamiellaceae
Exons: 1
Coding region: 1-1155 (384 amino acids)
Biological process (GO): protein folding
Cellular component (GO): cytoplasm
Source: RefSeq, a predicted model, not a curated record
AUGACGACCGACGACGCGCCCGCUCCCGAGGAACCGCUCACGACGACCGCGGAGAAAGAGGCGUGGCUCCGCGAGCGAGGCGUCGAGAUCGAGUCCGCCGCCGAUCGCGCGUCCAAGGCCGCCGCGCGGAAUCAGAAGAAGCCCGCGACGACGACGACCAUCGACGGCGCGUCUUCCGCGUCCGCGCACACGCGCGCGUUCACGUACGUCCUGAUCCCCGCGGACGACGCGAAGCCGUUCGAGGAGCGCGUCGCGAUCGUCGACGCGGACGCGCCCCCCAGCGACGCGCUCGUCGAGAUCCUCCGCCCCGUCUUCGCGGGCGGCGGCGGCAUCGACGCGCGCGCCGCGCGCGAGCAAGCCGUGCGCCAGUUCGGCGAGAAGGGCGCGGCGGUCACCGCGGCGGCGCUGGAAAACGUCGCCGCCGACGGCGCGACGGAGACGUUCGCGCUCGUCCGCCCGUCGGACGCCAACGGCGAGCGCGGCGUGUCGCUGUACCUGGACGAGGUCGGGCUGCUGAAGGGGUCACCGCACAACGCGCGCGCGUCGGCGUUGGCGAGGGCGUGCGGGUACGACGACGUCGACAUCCGCGGCGACGUCUUCGCGGGCGCGAUCGGUAUCACGCGCGACGGCGAGCGCGUCAGCGCGGACUUCAGGGUUAGCGAGCUCGACGGCGACGCGGCGUGGCUCAAGGCGGCGAAGGCGGAGAACUACGAGCACGGGAUGAAGAUGAAGAAGUUCCAGGAGUCGCUGGGCGACCGCGCCGGUGGACUCGUCUCCGGCGGGAUCGAUAUGACGGGCGGCGGCGGGAAUGGCGGCGGGAUGCCCGGCGGUCCCGGCGUGGAUAUGAACGGCAACGCGUUCGCGUGGUGUCAGACCGACGACGAGGUCGAGAUCAUGGUCGACGUCGACGCGGAUAUCGUCGCGAAGGACGUGGUCGUCACGUUCCGGCCCGACGGGUUCGCGGUGCGCGCGAGAGACGAGGUUAUGCUCGCGGUGCCGUCGUUGUUUCGAAAGACGCGGCCGGACGAGUGCACGUGGACGCUCGAGCGGGGCGGCGGCGGUGAGGGCGGCGAGGGGGAGGGCGCGCGAGGACGCGUCGUCGCGACGUUGGCGAAAAUGGACGAGGAGGUGUGGGACGCGCUGAAGUCGGUGUGA